AUGCCUCGGUCCCACGCCUCCGUCCCGUGGGUGAAGCGGCAGGUGCUGCUGGUGCUGGCCGUUUUCUGUCUGCUCUAUGGGUUCAUCGCGGUGCAGAGGUUGACCGGGUCUCGGCAGGGGACGUGGUCGGAGCCCCUUUCCUGCAUCCCCAUCCACCACAUCGCCUUCCUCAAGACCCACAAAUGCGGGAGUUCCACCGUCCAAAACAUCCUCCUCCGCUACGGCUACGAUCGCAACCUGACCUUCGUCCUUCCGAGGGAGAUCUACCUGUCGCGGUCUCCGUUUCGACCCGAGUUCGCCCGGGCCCAGCCGGAGAAUCUUUUCGCUUCCCACUUUGACGUGUUCGCACAUCACACCGUGUGGAAUCGCGCCGGCGUCAGCGCCCUCAUGCCCCCCGACACCGUGUACAUCACCAUCCUCCGCGACCCCGUCGACGUCUUCGAGAGCCUCUACACCUACGUGAACCUCGAGGAGCUGUACAAACGCAACCUGACCGAGCUCCUCCAGUCGAGUCCCAUGCCGCCCUUCACCCUCCGCCGCGAUUCGCGUCUCGGCCCAAAUCAGAUGCUCUACGACGCCGGCCUCCCCCCGUUUCAGAUGGGCAACCGGACCGCCGUCGCCGCGAAGAUCCGCGAGAUGGACGACAACUUCCACCUUGUCAUGAUCAGCGAAGAGAUGGAGGCUUCUCUCGUCCUCAUGAAGAACCUCAUGUGCUGGGACCUCGCGGACGUGACCUCCCUCCCCCUCAACGUGCGACAAGACGCGAAAAAACUGUCGCUCGCCCCCGCCGAACGCGAGCGACUCCGUCGAUGGAUGUGGCCCGACCAGAUGCUCUACGACCAUUUCGCCGCGAAAUUCCAAGUCCUCAAGGCCGCGUACGGACUGGAACGCCUCGAGCGCGACGUGCAGGCGCUGCGAGACGCGAACUUCGACGCGAAACGGCGCUGCGGCAUCGAACGGACGAACGACGUCUCUCAUCUGCCCAAGGCGUUGGUGCCUUAUCAGCACGAGAAGAUGGAGACUUACCAUCUCCGGAGUCGACAGACGUUUUGCGUGAACCUCGUCCGGGUCGAGCCGGACUUCACGAAGAUGCUGAAGAAAUGGCAACUGCGGCGAUUCAUCUCCAAAAACGUCAUGUCUCCGAAGACGAGACUCAUCCGUCACGACCGCGAAGAGGGAAAAAAGGAAUGA
Darwinula stevensoni is the source of this 1191-nucleotide messenger RNA. Lineage: Eukaryota; Metazoa; Arthropoda; Ostracoda; Podocopida; Darwinulidae. The record is from the annotation of a GenBank genome assembly.